UUCAUCAUAUUUUAUUACAUUGUUGGCGUUUCAGUAUCUUUACAGCAGAGACUGACUGUCAUGUACUCUAUUUGACUGACUGUAAUCAAUGAAAAGUUUGAUUAAUCUGAAUUAGCGGACCAAUCAGCUGCUGUUGAAAACUGUGGAGCCAUCUCCAAACCUCCUGAUUAUGAAAAGAGUUUACCUCCUCUGAGCUGAAGUGAACAGUGUUUUAAGGUGAUAAAUGAGCUCCAUUGUAAACACGUGUUAAACACACAGGAUCUCUAAGCCUCCUCCUUCUUCCUGCUCUCAAACACAGUCAGCUCCUCUCUGUCCACAUGUUUCCUGUUCCCUCCCCUUCAGAUCUACAGUUUGAAGAUGGGUGGAACCAACAUGGUGGUGAAGUGCAGGAGCUGACAGGCCUCAUUCACUGCAGAGACACAUGUUGUUUAGAUCAGAGCUCAGACUGGUUUCACUUUUGAUGAAAGUGAAAGCCAAACAGUCGUUGUCGCUGAGAGGUAAAAUGGCGCAAAAAGGAGUUCAGCUUGACCACGAAACCUUCUGUUGUUCGAUCUGUCUGGAUCUACUGAAGGAUCCGGUGGCGAUUCCCUGUGGACACAACUACUGCAUGAACUGUAUUAAAACCCACUGGGAUGAAGAGGAUGAGAGGAGAAUCCACAGCUGCCCUCAGUGUAGGCAGACCUUCACACCGAGGCCUGUCCUGAUGAAAAACACCAUGUUAGCAGUUUUAGUGGAGCAGCUGAAGAAGACUGGACUCCAAGCUGCUCCUGCUGAUCACUGCUAUGCUGGACCUGAAGAUGUGGCCUGUGAUGUCUGCACUGGGAGAAAACUGAAAGCCCUCAAGUCCUGUCUGGUCUGUCUGGUCUCUUACUGUGAGAAACACCUCCAGCCUCACUAUGAUGUGGCUCAGCUAACGAAACACAAGCUGGUGGAGCCCACUGAGAAGCUCCAGGAGAACAUGUGCUCUCGUCAUGAUGAGGUGAUGAAGAUGUUCUGCCGUACUGAUCAGCAGUGUAUCUGUUAUCUCUGCCCUGUGGAUGAACAUAAAGGCCACGACACAGUGUCAGCUGCAGCAGAAAGGACUGAGAGGCAGAGAGAAGUCGAGGUGAGUCUACAAAACAUCCAGCAGAGAAUCCAGGACAGACAGAAAGACCUGAAGGUGCUUCAACAGGAGGUGGAGGCCAUCAGUCGCUCUGCUGAUAAAGCAGUGGAGGACAGUGAGAAGAUCUUCACUCAGCUGAUCCGUCUCAUGGAGAAAAGAAGCUCUGAUGUGAAGCAGCAGCUCAGAUCCCAGCAGCAAACUGAAGUGAGUCGAGUCUUGGAGCUUCAGGAGAAGCUGGAGCAGGAGAUCACUGAGCUGAAGAGGAAAGACGCUGAGCUGAAGAAGCUCUCACACACAGAGGAUCACACCCAGUUUCUACACAACUACCCCUCACUGUCAGCACUCAGUGAGUCCACACACUCAUCCAGCAUCAACAUCCGUCCUCUGAGAUACUUUGAGGAUGUGACGGCUGCUGUGUCAGAGCUCAGAGACAAACUACAGGACGUCCUGAGGGACACAUGGACAAACAUCUCACUGGCUGAAGUGGAUGUUUUACUGCCACAACCAGAGCCCAAGACCAGAGCUGACUUCUUAAAAUAUUCACGUGAAAUCACACUGGAUCCAAACACAGCACACACAUGGCUGUUAUUAUCUGAGGGGAACAGAAAAGCAACAAGAAUGAAUCAACAUCAGUCUCAUCCUGAUCACCCAGACAGAUUCACUUUUUGGCCUCAGGUCCUGAGCAGAGAGAGUCUGACUGGACGUUGUUACUGGGAGGUGGAGUGGAGAGAAGAUGGAGGUGGAGUUUGUGUAGCAGUCGCAUACAAGAAUAUCAGCAGAUCAGGGUGGGGACAUGAAUGUAGAUUUGGGUUAAACAACAAAUGUUGGGCAUUAGAUUGUGACAACAACAGUUAUAAGUUUUGGCACAACGAUGUCCAAACUGCUGUCUCAGGUCCUCCGUCCUCCAGAGUAGGAGUGUACCUGGAUCACAGUGCAGGUAUUCUGUCCUUCUACAGCAUCUCUGAAACCAUGACUCUCCUCCACAGAGUCCAGACCACAUUCACUCAGCCUCUCUAUGCUGGACUUGGACUUUAUCAUUGUGAAUCCACUGCUGAGUUCUGUAAGCUGAAAUAGACAGAAGUCCUUUAAUGGGCUGUGGGUUCAAUUCUGUUUUAAUUCUUCAACUCAUUUUGUCUUCAUGUUUGUUGCUGAGAGCUGAUUGUUGUGGCGUCUCUUCACUGCACUGAGAUCAGCUGUCAGUCAAACAUUAUUGUUAAUAUUUUGUUCUCACCACUUUGUGCUUUUGUAAGGAAAUUUAUAAUUACAUUUACAUUUAUUGCUUUGCCAGAGGAAGUCAGGAGGCUAACAGCCUCAUGUGAGUUAUGUGUAAAAUGUUAUUUCUAACUUUCUAACUGUGUCAUACAUGGCGGUCUGUGGUGUCAACCUUCUGUCAGUCAGAAGAUCCUGUUAAGUUUGAUAAGUUAUUGAUUUUGCUGGUGGUAUUUUGGCUCUUGACUCGUACUAAUCUGAACGUUCACUGUGUGUCCUCAUCCAUCUUAACAGAAGAAAGUAACUCGUGUUUGAAAUGUUUGAACAUGAUUCUCCAUCAGCCGUGUUUGAUAGCCUGGAAUGAAGACGAGAAGAAAAUUCUUUGUUCCUUCUCAGAGAAAACAGUGAAUCUCCUUAUUGAUUGUGGUCAUGAUGGUUACAGCUUUAGAGAACCUCGUUUGUGCAUCAUUUGCUCUGUGGAUCUGAUCUGAACUAAAAUUAAUCAUAACAUUGUAAUCUUCUGUUCUCUAUUUUUAAUUUAGCUGUUUUAGUUCGCUUGCUGUCUUUUCUAAACCAAAAUCUUCUUGCUGUUUUUCUGAUCCUCUUCAGUCCAUUUUAAUGAGGAUCAAUACAGAUGAUGUUGCUCUUGGCCAUGUGGUCAACUUUACAUGUGGACGUUUUUUAUUCAUGAAAAGUUUCAAAACAUCCUUAAAGUUUUCAGCUUUUCUUCUAGAGCUGAAAUUCUGCUGAAAUCCUUCAGUCUCACAGGCUGAGGCCUCUUGGAGAACCUGGUGGCUCAGUGGGACAACCACAUGGUAACCCUGACCGGGAUUUGACCGGACUGCAGUCGGCCUUCGUGAUAACGUCCAGCCCUCGUUAACAAUCCAUGUGUGGCUUAAAACACGGCCAGUCUGAUGCCAUUGGACGCCAUACAUGAGCGUUGGACGCGUGCCGUGACAUAUGUGGGUGUGAGCAGCUUCUCCAAGACGUUUGGUAUCAAAGGGUUUUGUACAGAUGUUCACAGAUGUUCAGCUUCUCACCAGCCACAAGCUUUGCUUUGUGAUUUGACAAUAAAGCUUCGCUGCUUCAAAUUC
Molecule: messenger RNA, 3405 nt
Organism: Scatophagus argus
Lineage: Eukaryota; Metazoa; Chordata; Actinopteri; Scatophagidae
Product: tripartite motif-containing protein 16-like
Exons: 1
Coding region: 422-2176 (584 amino acids)
Molecular function (GO): protein binding; zinc ion binding
Source: RefSeq, a predicted model, not a curated record